Molecule: messenger RNA, 1059 nt
Organism: Effrenium voratum
Lineage: Eukaryota; Dinophyceae; Suessiales; Symbiodiniaceae
Source: the annotation of a GenBank genome assembly
AUGGGAGCCGGCGGAGUGGUGCAGGCCGCCCAGAAGCGGGUCCGGUACCUCCGGGCCCUGAGAGUCCGCGAUUACUUCUACGGCGUCAUGAGAGACUUCAGCCCCUUCUCGGUGCUGGUGGACCUGGCCGACGUGCAGCUGGUGCAGGUGGAGGCGCAGACGUUGACCGCCUCCAUGCUGCCCCUGGGCCAGGAGGCUCAGAAGUCCGAAGACUUCGUGGCCGGAAUGCCCGGAGAAGCUAUGAGGCAUGUGGAAGCGCUGGGCUUUGGGGGCCUGAAACGGCGAAGCGAAUUCGCUUCGCUUCACUCGGAGACAGAGAGGGACUGGCCAGGCGAGGAGAAGAAGGGCUCCUUGAUGGCGCCGGUGCAGCGGCGCCCGGGGCUGCGCCAGGCCGGAAGCGCUGGAUUCGGCUGCCUCGCGAAGGGCAGCGAGGUGCAGCUGGAGAACUUGAGCCGCCGGGAGCUGAACGGGCUCAAGGGCACCGUGGUCACCGACAAGCCCGACGAGUUCGGUCGAAUCUAUGUGGACAUCGGGGGUGGGAAGAGCUUUCGAGUGCUGAAGAUCUCUCCGGAUCGGCUGAAGAGAGCAGGGGAGUCGGAGACGCGGCCGGCGUGGAUGCCGGCGGGGCGCCAGGGAUUGGAGGAGAUGGGCGCCAGCCACUGGUCCGCCUCCGGCAUCCGCACGGGCUUUCCAGGCUUUGGGAUCCUGCAGUCCAAGCAGUGGCAAUCCACGCCGGAGCUGCGGGAGAAGCACCACCAGCUCUCCCGGGUGUCCCACCGCUCCUACGUGAGGACCGUCUGCGGCGGCUUCAUGCCGGAGCCCUCCGCGGAGAGUGUUCGAAGCUUCACGGGCCAAGCCUCGCAGCUGGAGCACGCCCUGCUGGCGGUGGUGCGCGCCAACAGCAUGAACGAGGUCCUCUAUGCGCCCAUGUGCGGCCUGGUUCUGGUGACCAAGGUGGAGGACCAAGCACUGCAGCUGCUGUGCCCUGCACCCCCGCCGCUGCCGGCCUCCUACCUCCUGGUCGGGGACUUCAAGAACUUGAAGUUCAUCGACAUCUGA